UUUGGAGUUGCUAGGCAACGCCGAAAGCCUCAGCGAGAGAAACACGCUGCUUUAAUGUCGCGAACCGCAGCCUGACCUUAAACGGGCCUUUAUGGACCCUGGACCGGAUGACAGUGUUCGUAAGCGUCUUUUCUGAUAACAGAAGAGCUGCUCGUCUUCAUGAGAUGACCAUGACACACUGCAGUCUGAUCUUUAGAGUGAAAUUUCAGUGACCACACCAUCCGUCCUGAUGGCAUCCGAAUCCGUGAAGGUGGUCGUCAGGUGUCGACCACUGAACGACAGAGAGAAGGUGCUGAACUGUAAGAUGGUGGUUUCCAUUGACAGCAGUCAUUGUCAGUGUUUCAUUGAGAAACCUGGAGCCUCGGAAGAGCCGCCCAAACAAUUCACGUUUGAUGGGACUUAUUAUAUGAACCAUUCCACCGAGCAGAUCUACAACGAGAUCGCAUAUCCUCUGGUGGAGGGUGUAACUGAGGGCUACAAUGGGACCAUUUUUGCUUAUGGACAAACAGGAAGUGGCAAGUCGUUUACUAUGCAAGGUGUUCUAGAUCCUCCUUCCCAGAGGGGAAUCAUCCCUAGAGCUUUUGAGCACAUCUUUGAGACAAUCCAGUGUGCAGAGAACACCAAAUUCCUUGUACGGGCCUCUUACCUGGAAAUUUACAAGGAGGAAAUCAGAGAUCUUUUGGCAAAAGACACCAAACAGAAGAUGGAACUGAAGGAGCAUCCUGAGCGUGGUGUGUAUGUACGGGAUCUGUCCAUGCAUACGGUGCACAGCGUUGGGGAAUGUGAGCGGAUCAUGGAUCAGGGCUGGAGGAAUCGCUCUGUGGGAUACACACUCAUGAACAAAGAUUCAUCUCGCUCACACUCCAUAUUCACCAUUCACCUGGAGAUCUGCAACACAGAUGCUGCAGGUGAAGAACAUCUGCGUGCUGGGAAGCUCAAUCUCGUGGACCUUGCAGGUAGUGAACGACAGUCGAAAACCGGUGCUACUGGAGAUCGCCUUCAAGAAGCCACCAAAAUCAACUUGUCCCUUUCAGCCCUUGGCAAUGUUAUAUCUGCGUUGGUGGACGGUCGUUCCAAGCACAUCCCGUAUCGCGAUUCCAAACUCACUCGUUUGCUUCAGGACUCUCUGGGCGGAAACACUCGUACCCUCAUGGUAGCCUGUCUCUCACCUGCCGACAACAAUUACGAAGAGAGCAUCAGUACUCUACGCUACGCCAAUCGCGCCAAGAGCAUCCAAAACCGUCCCCGCAUCAACGAGGACCCAAAAGAUGCCCUCCUUCGCGAGUAUCAGGAGGAAAUCAAGAAGUUGCGGGCGUUAAUCUCUGGGCAGCUGGGGUCUACCAACCUCAGCUCACUUCUGACAGGUCAGAAGUCAGGAGAUUCUUCAGCUGCUGUGUCGCGACCCCAGAGCAACACAUCAGAGAGCGAAGCAGAGAAAGACAGGAUAAAAGAGGAAUAUGAGAAGAAACUAGCGAGGCUGCAGGCCGAGUAUGAUGCUGAACAAGAGUCCAAAGUCAAGCUCCAGGAGGACAUUGCUGCCUUGAGAACAUCAUACGAGACCAGACUCUCUUCUUUGGAGAGGUCCAGAGCUAGUCGAGCACACACCACUGGUGGCCUUCCUAAAGAAGAGCCCAUCACUGCACCUGUGGCUACAGAAGAACGGGCCAGUGUUGACCAUGAUGUACCCGAGGAGAGUCCGUCUUCUGCUGCUGCUAGUGUCGAAGGAGCUCCCAGUGCAGAGAGUUCGGUUUCAGAUACAAUUGUGGUUGCCAGACCAGUUCAACUGGACCAGAAGCAUGUUUUAGAAAGGCUGCAGCAGCUGGAGCAGGAGUUUGUGGGUGGAGAGCAGGUGAGGAACGAGGAACUGAAGCAGAGACACAGACAGAGGAAGACUCUGGCUGACCAGAGGAAGAAGCAGCUAAUCGAAGCUCUGAGCCAGAGCAGUGAGGAAAGUGACAGCGUGCUGCUGAACGUGUACGAUUCCAUUCAGGAGGAAGUUCAUGCCAAGAGCAGACACCUGGAGAACACACAGAAGAAGCUGAAAGCUGCCAAGUUGGAGAUCAGAGAUCUUCAGGCAGAGUUUGAGAUGGAGAGAGAUGAUUAUCUGGCCACCAUCCGGCGCCUGGAGCGGGAAGGCCAGCUCCUUCAAGGAAUCUUGGAGCGCAUGGUGCCCCUGGUGCGCAGGGACUGUAACUACAGCAACCUGGAUCGGCUGCGGAAGGAGGCAGUGUGGGAUGAAGAUGGAGGGACAUGGAGACUGCCAGAGGUUGUGGUGCAGAAAACGAGCUUACCUGCAGUGCCUCCUUCAGGUGCCAUUGCCCCUGGCAGACUUUCAGCACGCAGGAAUUCUGCCUCAGACCUUGUCGACCCUUUUGUGCAAGAAGAGGAGGAAGACCGCUACAAGUUAAUGUUGAACCGCAGUGAUAGCCAACAUAUCGCCACUAACUACUUCAAGCCAAAACGGACCAGUCAGCUGUUGGCUGGCGACUCUAUUAAAAACACAAUGAAUUAUUCUGGUUCAGUCGGUAAUGGUUCAGCCCACCAGACCUCCAGCGGGUCCAGUUUGUCUCCUCUUAGUGUAGAAUCUCUCCUUCCACGCCCCUUCCGUUUGGAGUCCCUUGGAGUCCCACCUGCACACGGCAAAGUAAAACGCAAGAAGAGCAAGGCGCUCAUCCCAACUGAGAACAUCUGAUGGGACAUGGCUUUCCAAAUCCCUUGUUUAUAUAAGAGAGCCCAGAGCUUUGUCUUUUUAAGCUGCUGUUAUCUGUUUUUAUUUCAUUUGUAGAUAUGUAAAGAUAUAUUUUUAUUGUAUUAGUGCUUAAUGACAUGCAGGGUAAUUUUGUGAUCUAACGUCUUUCAGUUCUAAAUGUCACACAAUGUGGCAUGUAAGCACUGUGUAAAACAUAGGAAUUUGAACUAAUACUACCUGAAGUAGAAAUAAUGCUACCUAAUGUGCUGCAGUGUUUUUACUGAGAGGUUUCAGCACUGAAAACCCAUGCUGCUGUCUUACUAUAUUUUUGUCUUGAAAAACUAGUUUCUUUGUCCUUUUUAAGAUUUAUCCCAUAAAUGAAAGGUUCUAAUAACUGAGGAUGUUUCAGAGAAAGUAUUUUAAUAUGGGGUCACUUAUAAAGCAUUUUAUCUGUGUACACCAUUUUAAAGUACAAUUUGCUUCUGAAGCGACUCUUAAUGGAUAAAAUUAAGGUUCGCUUUUGUUCCCAUGGGCCAAUAUGAACAUACAUCACAUUAGCAGUUUAAAUGGGUUGCAAAUGUUGUUUUGUGUUGUUUAAUUUCCUUCAUUUUUCUAUUUGGACAUUUUGGUGAGUCAUCUCUUGUAGCCAGACUCAUAACAAGUAUGAAAAAGUCCCCCUGUGGUGAAAAUCAAGUUUUAUAUGUCUAUGUGGUGUUUUAAAAUGCUUUAAGACAAACCAUGAGCAAAUUCAUAAAUGAACACCAUUUCUGAGUAUUUUCUCUUCAGACAGUUUCAAAAACGUGUUUUGAAUCGCUGGUGAUUCUGACGUCACAAACUACCUUGUAACCAAUCACAUCAAAGUGCCAACGGGCUUUAGCAUAUCAUUAACUGUAAUGGCUCUAAAGCAGGGGAGUCCUGGUAUAUUUUGGGUAUAUGAUGUAUAUUACGAUGUUAUGAUGAACUAUAUGCUACGGAAGAGGAUUAG
Molecule: messenger RNA, 3674 nt
Organism: Megalobrama amblycephala (Wuchang bream)
Lineage: Eukaryota; Metazoa; Chordata; Actinopteri; Cypriniformes; Xenocyprididae
Gene: kif17
Product: kinesin family member 17
Exons: 14
Coding region: 230-2692 (820 amino acids)
Biological process (GO): microtubule-based movement
Molecular function (GO): microtubule binding; ATP binding; microtubule motor activity
Source: RefSeq, a predicted model, not a curated record